UCGUCGCAAUGUUUUUGAAGAUUAGUUUCCACUCAGGCGCAAGAUGUUGAGCUUCGUUCUAAUAAUCAGUGCACUUUGUUUAUUGUUUAUAUUUUUUAUGAGAGCUGAUUACUCGAGAGAACGUGAAGAAUCUAAAUCUGGUGUAUCUGUUACUCGGAGCCUGUGGUUGAAACGUCUGUGGCCAAAAACAAUAGUACAUCCUUUACCUCCCGCGUUACCGGGUGCGCUGCCCAUCAUAGGACAUCUGCAUAAAGGAUUUACCUGGUCGUCUAAUCUCUUUAAUUUCUUUAAGACUUUAAGUGAAGACUGCGUGAGACAAGGAGGUAUUACUGUUUUGAAACUUGGACCUGAAAUUCAUUAUGUAAUAACAGAUCCACAAGAUGCCUUGACAGCAGCAAAAUCAUGUCUUCGAAAACAUUACGUGUUUGAAUUCGCAAAAGUUUGGCAGGGUAAUAACUUAGCAACUUCAUCAGGAGAAACAUGGAAACAACAUCGCAAGAUGAUGACCCCAGCGUUCAGUCUGCCGGUGAUCCACAGUUUCUUAGACUUGUUUAACAGUCAGGCCAAGAAACUGCUAAAUACAUUGGAACCUUUCGUUGGCAAAGGGCCAUUUGAUCACAGCACUUAUUUUCUCAGAAGCAACUUUGAAACGCUUUGUGCUGGCACAUUUGGGAUAGACGCGAUCAGCCAGAAACAGCUAGAUAACUAUGUAAGCUCAGCAUAUGCAGUAAUCAGUCUUAUUGUAGCCAAGUUAUUCAAGGUUUGGCUGCAAAUUGACCUGAUUUACAAGCUAUCUGGGUUAAAGAAGAAGGAAGAUCAAUUAGUGGAGAAUUUACAUUCAUUGACGGAAACAGUUUUACAAAAGAAAAAACUUGCAAGGGAAAAUGAAGCUUUGUCCAAUACAGUCGAAUCAAAAACUAGCGGCUUACAGUACAAACCUGUCUUAGAUCUGCUAGUAGACCUGUCAGCAGAUGGUGCUUUAACAGAAAAAGAAGUUAAAGAACAAACUGAAGCACUUCUAACGGCUGGUUUUGAAACUACAUCCAACCAGAUGGCGUUCAUGACAAUGCUGUUAGGGGCACAUCCUGAAGUUCAGGAUAAAUUGUAUGAAGAGCUUGUAGCAGUACUGGGUCCUGACAGAGAUGUAGGAAAGGAUGAUUUGAACAAACUGGUUUACACAAACGCAGUUAUAAUGGAGACUGUUAGAGUGUUCCCAACUGUUCCUGUUAUACUAAGAUGCGUGGAUCAGGACGUGAAACUAAAAAACUACACGAUGAGUGAGGGCACUUACUGUAUUAUAUUUCCUCUGGUACCGAAUAUUCCAACCAAAGACUUUAAAGGGGAUCAGUUCAGGCCAGAAAGAUGGCUGGAUGAUAAUUUCAACGGCAAACAAGACUUUGCUGGAUUCGGCUUGGGAAAACGUGGUUGUACAGGUAAAACAUAUGCGAUGACAGCUAUGAAGGUGAUGUUGGCGCACUUCAUACGGCGGUACCGAGUGCGAGCUGACAUGAGCCAGCUACAGCUGUCUGCAGACUUUGUGCUCAAACCUGUGUCGGGGUGCCAGAUCAGCAUUGAACGAAGACAUUGUACAGCAGCUUAACCUAUGUUUUGAGAUUACUAAUGAUUGUUAUGACGAAUUUUAUGUAAAACUUCUAAUAAAUGAGUAUGAUGAUG
This is a messenger RNA of Helicoverpa armigera (cotton bollworm), 1674 nucleotides long. RefSeq names its product cytochrome P450 4V2. Lineage: Eukaryota; Metazoa; Arthropoda; Insecta; Lepidoptera; Noctuidae. Gene Ontology annotation, molecular function: monooxygenase activity; iron ion binding; oxidoreductase activity, acting on paired donors, with incorporation or reduction of molecular oxygen. The coding region runs from base 44 to 1600 and encodes 518 amino acids. The record is from RefSeq and is a predicted model, not a curated record. The transcript has 11 exons.